AGGUCGGGGCUCCGGGAGAACCUGAGCAGGCUCCCAGAAGCCUCCGGGGCGCUCGCCGGGAACGCACUUCCUGGGACGCGGAGGGAGAUUCUGAGCGAGGCUCUCCGGUGUGGGCGAGGGGGCGCCUUGGAUGUGAGACGCAGGCCAAGAUCAUUUCUAUUCUUUGUUCAGAUGUGAGUAUAUCUCUUCUAAAUAGAUUAAAGUUGUUUAAGAACUCUCAAGUACCUUAAAGAUCUGGUCGACAGGACUGCGCACGCCUACGCCUGCCUGCCAUGGGCUGUCGGGACGUCCACGCAGCCACGGUGCUCUCCUUCCUGUGUGGCAUCGCCUCGGUCGCAGGCCUCUUCGCGGGGACUCUGCUUCCCAACUGGAGGAAAUUGCGACUGAUCACCUUCAACAGAAACGAGAAGAACCUGACUGUCUACACAGGCCUGUGGGUGAAGUGUGCCCGGUACGACGGGAGCAGUGACUGCCUGAUGUACGACACGACUUGGUACUCUUCAGUUGACCAGCUGGACCUGCGGGUCCUCCAGUUUGCCCUGCCCCUCAGCAUCCUGAUCGCCAUGGGUGCCCUGCUGCUCUGCCUGAUUGGAAUGUGUAACACGGCUUUCAGGCCCUCCGUGCCCAACAUCAAGCUGGCCAAGUGUCUGGUCAAUAGCGCAGGCUGCCACCUGGUGGCCGGGCUGCUGUUUUUCCUGGCAGGUACCGUGAGCCUCUCCCCAUCCAUCUGGGUCUUCUUUUACAACACCCAUCUGAACAGGAAGUUCGAGCCAGUCUUUACAUUUGACUAUGCAGUGUAUGUCACAAUCGCUAGUGCCGGGGGCCUGUUUAUGACUUCCCUUCUACUGUUUAUUUGGUAUUGUGCAUGCAAAUCUUUGCCUUCUCCUUUCUGGCAACCACUGUACUCCCAUCCUCCCAGUAUGCACACUUACUCACAGCCCUAUUCAGCACGCUCCCGCCUCUCUGCCAUUGAAAUCGACAUUCCAGUAGUUUCACACAACACCUAAUGGCGAGAUACUAGUUGUUAAAGAAAACUUUUAGCCUCACAUUUCCCUUGUACAAGGAGCUGUUUUGGACCAAUAUACAUUUUCCUUUGUUUCUGACCAGUCUAUGAAACCAAAUUUGUAUGUCCUAGUAGAAUGAAGUGCUGCUAGUUUUACGAAAAGUACACUAUUUUAAAUGUGAAUCGUUCUUUUAUCUUGCUCCUUAUGCUAGGAGGAUUUUUAUCCUCUAUAUUGAUAUCUGGUCAGUAAUUCAAGUGGAAAGGACCCAUGUCUCAAUUGAGGUAAUUUAGAGCAACAUGGCAGUGUAAAAAAUGAUGGCUAAGAGAAGCUGUUGUAUGUGAUCUUUACAAAUAUUUCAGAAUGUGUCUUCUUGUCCUGUUUCUAUAAUACCUUAAGCCAGUA
This is a messenger RNA of Pipistrellus kuhlii (Kuhl's pipistrelle), 1406 nucleotides long. It is a transcript of the gene CLDN12, whose product is annotated as claudin 12. Bases 273 to 1007 code for a protein of 244 amino acids. Lineage: Eukaryota; Metazoa; Chordata; Mammalia; Chiroptera; Vespertilionidae. The transcript is spliced from 3 exons. Gene Ontology annotation, cellular component: plasma membrane. The record is from RefSeq and is a predicted model, not a curated record.